GCUGUGUUACUUCUUCUUUCCUUUCUGCCCUUUCUUUCUUCGUUGCUUUUACUUGGUACUAUUCACGAUUGCUGUCUCUUGUUUUUGCAAUUGAAAUUGCGAUUGUGUGAUUCUCUUUUAUUCUAGAGUUUCAUACUCUGAUUACCUAGGUGGUAAUUAAGGAAAGAAAUUGAUCUCCCCGAAGUGCAACUCUCAAAUCACUCACUGCCCCGAAUCGAGACGGCAACACCGCGAAGAAUUUCUGUUUAGGAAACGAGCAAGAUGUUGUUGAAUAUUAGACAAAUAGUCGUUUUCCUUUGGUUUUUCGCAACGACAAUUCUAGCAGGUCGCUUUUCGGAUUUCUCGCAUGCGAAGGGGUAUCAUCCGGAUUUGAAAGAUAGAGUGGAGGGGAAUAGGAAGAGGAAUCAUCCUGGGAAUGGGCAUGGGUAUGGUAAUGGGACGGAGGGGUUUAGAUUCCUGAAUAAACAUACGGAGGAAUAUAGAGUUAAAUCUCUUCCCGAUAUUCCUUUUGAUAUCGGAGAAAUGUAUGCGGGUUUAAUGCCAAUUGAUAUGAAGAACAAAUCAAGAGGGCUUUAUUUUGUCUUUGAACCAACGGUUGGAGAACCGGUUGACGAAGUUACCAUUUGGUUGAAUGGAGGACCUGGCUGCAGUUCUUUAGAAGCCUUCUUCCAAGAAAAUGGACGGUUUAUUUGGAGUUGGGGAAUGUAUACUCCGCAGAUUAAUCCAUAUUCUUGGGUUAACCUUACGAAUGUUCUUUGGGUUGAACAACCAGUUGGGACAGGAUUCUCGAUUGGUGAAGUGACUGCUACAACUGAAGAAGAUAUCGCAGAGGAUUUUGUCAACUUUUUCUUGAAUUUCCAAAAGACGUUUGGGAUUAAGAAUUUCAAGAUAUAUGUUACAGGAGAAAGUUAUGCAGGGAGAUAUGUCCCGUAUAUAUCAUUGGCUAUGUUGGAGAGAAAUGAUACGAAGUAUUUUGAUGUGUCUGGAGCUUUAGCCUAUGACCCCGUCAUUGGCUCCUAUGUAUAUGCCCAACAAGAAGCACCAGCCGUUCCAUUCCUUCUCCAGAAUAAUAACAUAUUCGGUCUCAACGCAAGUUUUGUAGCUCAUUUAGAAGCGCUUCAUGAAUCAUGUGGCUAUUCGGAUUUCAUAUCGCAAUAUUUAACUUUUCCACCAUCAGGUGUUCAACCCCCUAAAUACUUCGACUACAACAAUGAGACUGAUCUAGCAUGUGAUCUCUGGGGAUCGAUCUACAAUGCAGCAUACGGACCAAACCCCUGUUUCAAUGUUUACGAAAUCGUUACUCAAUGUCCUCUUCCAUCCGAUCCACUAGGUUAUCCAACGGACUUACAGUAUCUAUAUCCAGGAUUCGAUCAAAUCUAUUUCAACCGCACAGAUGUGAAAAAAGCCAUGCAUGCACCCAUGGAAAUCGACUGGAGCGAAUGUUCCGGCCCCGUAUUCAUCGGAGGAGACGAUGGCGAAGGAGGACCCGAGCAAGAAGGUGAUCUCAGUGCAGAUCCUAUUCAAUCCGUUCUCCCCCGCGUCAUCGAAGCCACCAAUCGUGUUCUCAUUGCUAAUGGAAAUCUUGAUUACGAAAUCCUCACCUAUGGCACACUUCUCGCAAUUCAAAAUAUGACGUGGGGAGGAAAACUGGGGUUUCAAGAGAAACCGGAGAAGCCGAUUGUAAUUACGUUGCCGGAUUUGCAGUAUGGGAAUUCGUUUAUUGAUGAGGGGUUUGGACCGGUGGAUGAACCGCAGGGAACGAUGGGAGUGCAGCAUUUUGAACGCGGGUUGAUGUGGGCGGAGACUUUUCUCAGUGGGCAUAUGCAGCCGCAAUUUCAGCCCAGGAGUAGUUAUAGACAUUUGCAGUGGGUUUUGGGGAGGAUUGAUGAAUUGUAGAUAGAUUUUUUCAAUUGAUUGGCACGUAAGAACUUGAGACUGGACUGGUAGAUGUGAAGACUGGGGGAUUGAUGAAUUUAUAUUAUGUUGAUGAGGAAUGAGUGGCGAAUGUGGAAUCUUUUGAUAGUGGUUUGUUCAUUUUUUAAAGGGUGAGAUAUUA
This is a messenger RNA of Botrytis byssoidea, 2056 nucleotides long. RefSeq lists its product as uncharacterized. The record is from RefSeq and is a predicted model, not a curated record. Bases 262 to 1896 code for a protein of 544 amino acids. Lineage: Eukaryota; Fungi; Ascomycota; Leotiomycetes; Helotiales; Sclerotiniaceae. Gene Ontology annotation, biological process: proteolysis. The transcript is spliced from 5 exons. Gene Ontology annotation, molecular function: serine-type carboxypeptidase activity.